AUGGUAUUGGCUAGCGGUCACUGGUUGGACAAAGAGAGGAAAGGAGAGGUCCCAAGUCCCAGAUAUGGCCACGCUUCAGCUUUGACAGGGAACAUAAUCUUUCUCUUUAGAGGAGCCUCCAACAUCAACCAAGAGGACAACCCUGUUUACUUUGAUGACUUCUACAUGCUAAAAGGUACUGUAUUUUCUGAGACCAAGUCGUUUGGGCGUGGAUUUGUUCUGGUUGGUGACCAGGUUUUCAUGUUUGGAGGUCAUGGAGCCAGUGGAGAAUUCUGUAAGGAUCUUCCUGUUCUUAAUAUUGAAAAAUUGGUAUGGCAGAAAUGGGAGUCAAAGGUAAUUGAGUUUCCUGCAGCUUGCAGUGGACAUAAAUUGACUACACACCAUGACAAAGAUAUUUACCUGUUUGGUGGCAAAAGCAUAAAUGAUGACCAUAGAGUGAUGUCAUCCAAUGAUAUUCACAAAUUCAGUAUUGCUAAAAUGAAGUGGAAGGUCCCUUUGUAUGUUGCCAUUCCUCCAGCCCGACGAAAUGGACACACUCCCUUCAUCGUUCACAGCCAUUUGUACAUAUUUGGAGGAAAGAAUGAAGAGCAGGAGUUUAAUGACCUGAGGGUGAUGAAACUCAACCCCUCAGAGAGGCAACCAGUCGUGAAGGAGAUUCUCUCUGAGUUUGGUCUUCAAGGAUUCAGUCACAGGUUUUCACGCCCACAUAAAUUCCCAAAUGUUCGCUAUGAGCUGAGUGAAUCUGCUACAAUAUUUGUCCACAGAGACUUCAGUGCAGUGCGAAAUAAGGCCAUGUCAAUGAUCCAGACAGCAUUCAUUCGACUGAACCAGGAAUUCCAGGGGCUGGAUCAUGGGGGCCAAGCCAGCGAGCCCAUCCCGCGGGUGACCCAGCCAGGGGGACACCACCCACUACCCAGGACACGGGGCGGUACCCCAGCCCAACUGAAGUGCCCCGACCAGUCCCAAAGGGAGGGUCAUGGGUACCGGACCACCGGCCCCCACGCACAAUCCCCCCGACCCAGCACGCCCCAUCACCACCACCGCCCUCAACACCUCCGGAGAGCAUGGGGGCCCCAGCCACCAACAGGGCCCAAGGCAGGAGCCAGCUGCCACCUGAAAAAGCUGGCAAACCACAGAGAAAAGAGGGACUGCCCCCCCACCACCACCACCGACCCCCAGAACAGGCCAGAACAGGGCACCAAAGGCGGGCCUGUCCAAGGAACUGCAGGAGAUGGUUGCAGACAUUGCUCUCAAAAUGAGGCAUGGCUUCGAGCCAGAGCUGAGGAGAAUGACCGAGAAAGGAGGGAGCUCUGUAGACUGAGGGAGGAGAUGCUCCAAGAAAAAGAGCGACUGAAGGAGGAGCACAGCAGCAUCCAGAAACGUAGCCAACAUCUGCUGUCUAUUAUGCGCGGUUUAAAGGGAUGUAAACAGAUAGACAGUUGA
This is a messenger RNA of Phyllopteryx taeniolatus (common seadragon), 1443 nucleotides long. RefSeq lists its product as uncharacterized. The coding region runs from base 1 to 1443 and encodes 480 amino acids. Gene Ontology annotation, molecular function: protein binding. Lineage: Eukaryota; Metazoa; Chordata; Actinopteri; Syngnathiformes; Syngnathidae. The record is from RefSeq and is a predicted model, not a curated record. The transcript has 16 exons.